GAAAUUUUGUUGAUUUGCUUAAAUCGGGUGCUUUUUUCCGCCUUUUAAAGAUUUUGUAGUUUAGUUCAUGGGAAAGAGGUGAGAUUCGGAAUUUGGAUAAUUGUUUGAAAUAAUGAACAAAUAGAGAUUCGCUUGUCUAAUUUCUCCUGGGUUUGAGAGGGCAAGCAGUGCGCUUCUGACUUUCUUCAAAACUGGACACAUUCUUAGCAUUUCUGGAGAAGUUAAGGAUUGCAGUUCUGGUUUCCAAAGCUGCAUUUCAAUUUAUCCAGGGUGAGUUGCUUUGUAGUGUUGAAAACUUAAAGCUAGUAAAUUGGAAUUUUUUUCCUGUUCACUAUUAAUGCAAUGUUUGCAGGUGCAUCCCCUAGCGACUAUACUGUACCUGCAGAAGUCAAAGCUGCCGGUUUUGAGAUUUGUGGUGAUGAGUUAGGAUCCAUUGUUGAAGGUCAUGAUGUAAAGAAACUAAAGUUGCAUGGUGGGGUGAACGGGAUUGCAGAAAAGCUCUCCACUUCAACCACCAGUGGGCUUUCUACAGAUAAUGAUCUGCUGAAUCGUAGACAAGAGAUUUAUGGAAUCAAUAAAUUUGCUGAAAGUGAACUUCGGAGUUUCUGGAUCUUUGUUUGGGAAGCCCUUCAUGACAUGACUCUAAUGAUACUUGGAAUGUGCGCUUUCGUGUCUUUAGCAGUUGGAAUUGCAACAGAAGGAUGGCCAAAAGGGGCUCACGAUGGCCUUGGAAUUGUUGCAAGCAUCUUGCUGGUUGUGUUUGUAACUGCAACAAGUGAUUAUCGUCAAUCAUUACAAUUCAGGGAUCUGGACAAGGAGAAAAAGAAGAUCACCAUUCAGGUAACAAGAAAUGGAUUUAGGCAGAAAUUAUCAAUAUAUGAUUUGCUUCCAGGUGAUAUUGUGCAUCUUGCAAUUGGAGACCAAGUCCCUGCAGAUGGGCUUUUUAUCUCAGGAUUUUCUGUAUUGAUUGAUGAAUCCAGUUUAACAGGGGAAAGUGAGCCGGUAAUGGCGAGCUCUGAAAAUCCUUAUAUGCUCUCUGGAACAAAGAUCCAGGAUGGAUCAUGCAAAAUGUUGGUUACCACUGUUGGGAUGAGAACCCAAUGGGGUAAAUUAAUGGCAACCCUCAGUGAAGGAGGAGAUGAUGAAACCCCAUUGCAGGUGAAAUUGAAUGGAGUGGCGACCAUUAUUGGCAAGAUAGGCCUUGCCUUUGCUGUAGUCACUUUCGCAGUCUUGGUGCAAGGUCUAUUUAGCCGCAAAUGCCGUGAAGAGUCCCAUUGGAUUUGGAAUGGAGAUGAAGCUUUGGAGCUGCUGGAAUACUUUGCAGUUGCAGUUACAAUUGUUGUCGUUGCAGUUCCAGAGGGGCUGCCACUGGCUGUGACAUUGAGCCUUGCCUUCGCCAUGAAAAAGAUGAUGAAUGACAAAGCCCUUGUCCGACAUCUGGCAGCUUGUGAGACAAUGGGAUCAGCAACAACUAUCUGCAGCGACAAGACUGGGACACUGACUACUAAUCAUAUGACUGUUGUGAAAUCAUGCAUUUGCAUGAACAUAAAGGAACUUGGUCAAUCUGACAAGGCUUCAGGCUUCUGCUCUGACAUACCUGCUCCUUCUGUGAAACUUCUGCUGCAAUCAAUAUUUAAUAACACUGGAGGUGAAGUUGUUACAAGUAAAGAUGGCAAACUUGAGAUAUUGGGAACACCCACUGAGAGUGCUUUAUUGGAGUUUGCCUUGUCUCUAGGUGGAGAUUUUCAAGAAGAGAGACAGUCGGUCAAACUUAUUAAAGUUGAGCCUUUCAACUCCACAAAAAAGCGAAUGGGGGUAGUGGUGGAGCUUCCUGAAGGGGGCUUGCGAGCCCACACUAAAGGUGCUUCAGAAAUUGUUUUGGCUGCCUGUGACAAGGUGAUCAAUUCAAAAGGUGAAGUUGUCGAUCUUGAUGAAGCAUCACUCAACCAUCUUAAGGUUACAAUUGAUCAGUUUGCUAGUGAGGCUCUUAGAACUCUAUGUCUUGCCUAUAUGGACCUGCAAAAUGGAUUUUCCCCAGACAAUCCUAUUCCAAUUUCUGGGUAUACUUGUAUAGCAAUUGUGGGUAUAAAGGAUCCUGUUCGCCCUGGUGUCAAGGAGUCCGUCGCGGUUUGUCGUUCAGCUGGUAUCACUGUUCGAAUGGUUACUGGAGACAACAUAAACACUGCUAAGGCUAUAGCUAGGGAAUGUGGAAUUCUUACUGAUGAUGGUAUAGCCAUUGAAGGCCCAGAUUUCAGAGAGAAGAAACAGGAUGAAUUGCUUGGACUAAUUCCCAAAAUUCAGGUAAUGGCACGAUCUUCACCUUUAGACAAGCAUACACUAGUUAAACAUUUGCGAACUACAUUUGGUGAAGUUGUUGCUGUGACUGGUGAUGGAACAAAUGAUGCCCCAGCUCUUCAUGAAGCAGACAUUGGUUUAGCAAUGGGCAUUGCUGGAACUGAGGUGGCCAAAGAGAGUGCUGAUGUCAUAAUUCUGGAUGAUAAUUUCUCUACAAUCGUGACAGUGGCCAAAUGGGGACGUUCAGUUUACAUAAAUAUUCAAAAAUUUGUACAAUUCCAGCUUACAGUUAAUGUUGUUGCAUUAAUUGUCAACUUCUCCUCAGCUUGUUUGACAGGGAGUGCUCCCCUCACUGCUGUUCAGCUUUUGUGGGUAAACAUGAUCAUGGAUACCCUGGGAGCCCUUGCACUUGCAACAGAGCCACCAAAAGAUGAACUAAUGAAACGCUCACCAGUUGGAAGGAAAGGGAAUUUCAUCAGUAAUGUCAUGUGGAGAAAUAUCCUAGGCCAGUCUUUGUAUCAGUUUACAGUAAUAUGGUAUCUUCAGGCAAAGGGGAAAGAAAUGUUUGAUCUUGAAGGCGAGGAUUCUGAUCUUGUCCUGAACACUCUUAUAUUCAAUGCCUUCGUCUUUUGUCAGGCAUUCAAUGAGAUAAGCUCGCGAGAGAUGGAGCAAAUCAAUGUUUUCAAAGGCAUACUGGACAACUUUGUAUUUGUUGCUGUUCUUGGUUCUACUGUCAUUUUCCAAAUCAUAAUUGUGGAAUUCCUGGGCACAUUUGCAAAUACGACCCCUCUUACUUCAAAACAAUGGUUCCUUAGCGUACUCAUUGGAUUUGUAGGCAUGCCAAUUGCUGCUAUAUUAAAGAUCAUCCCAGUAUAAUUGGGAUAAGAGAUGCUAUCUUUUGAAUUUGAUUACUGGUUUUUGAGGUUCCCUCUUGGCAGAAGAUUUAUCAAGUAAUGAAAAUUAUGGCACCGGAAAGUUCUCUUAGUUUGUGUUCAAGAGCAGAGAAAAGGAGAAAUUUUGGAACAUCAGAAAACCAAAGGGUUUUGUUAGAUUCCAUUUUUCCUCUUUAUUCUCACCUUUUUCUUCGGCAAUCUAAAAGAUGCUGGUAGUUUUGCAUGCAUCUUGUAGAUGAAACACAAGUUUUUUUGUAAUGCGGGGGCUGCCGAUAUUAUCUGUUCAUGCAAGGGACUUUUUCCUUGAAUCAUUUACUUUCUUC
This is a messenger RNA of Manihot esculenta (cassava), 3511 nucleotides long. RefSeq names its product calcium-transporting ATPase 2, plasma membrane-type. The record is from RefSeq and is a predicted model, not a curated record. Gene Ontology annotation, cellular component: intracellular membrane-bounded organelle; membrane. NCBI's taxonomy places the organism in Eukaryota, Viridiplantae, Streptophyta, Magnoliopsida, Malpighiales, Euphorbiaceae. Bases 343 to 3171 code for a protein of 942 amino acids. Gene Ontology annotation, biological process: calcium ion transmembrane transport. Gene Ontology annotation, molecular function: P-type calcium transporter activity; ATP hydrolysis activity; calmodulin binding. The transcript has 6 exons.